Messenger RNA from Doryrhamphus excisus (bluestripe pipefish), 5373 nucleotides. Lineage: Eukaryota; Metazoa; Chordata; Actinopteri; Syngnathiformes; Syngnathidae. The record is from RefSeq and is a predicted model, not a curated record.
UUUUUGUGUAACCCUUAGUGUUGCGUUCACGGUCGUGUGCGGGACUCGGAGGUCACUUGCGUGCUACGUGAACAUGGAAGUGUGACGUUUAGGGUCCUGUUAGCCAAGUAUCAAUGCCACCUUUGCUUGAAUGUAUAAAGGAAAGGUUGCGUUCAGGAUCCCGUUUUGUGAUUCAGAGGUUUACCAGGAAGAAUGGAAAGGCAUGCUAUGGAAGUCUGGUAGUGUGACGUUUAAUGUGACUCAGAGGUCUCUGGAGAAUCAUGACUAUACCAGCUUCCUGCAUCAUGGAUACAAACAAAUCUAACUUUCAUUUGUGUUCUUAAGAUAUAGAAAGGGAUAAUAAAAAGAGACAGCUAAGAAUGCACGUCAUGGGACACACCUAUAGGUGAUAAACGCACCACUCACAUUGUUAACUACAUUGGUAUCUAUCCAUUUUCUAUACCGCUUAUCCUCAUCGUUAUAAUUAUUCGGUGUAGUGACACCUGGCCACAGGCUAGCGACUAUCUUUAGCAAACACUGGCUCUCCAUGCCUCAGACGCUAGCCAAAAGGUAAAGCUACAUAUUGGAACUUUUUGUUUUGAUGCUAGAAGUUCCCACAAUACUAAGUAUGACAUGUUAUCAUCAAUGUACCUGUAACUACAUGCUCAUAGCAUAGAUGGAAAACCUUAUUGGAGCUCUUUGAAUAGGUGUGUCUCUUUAUGGCCAUUCAUGAGCUGCCUCUUUUUACCUGUUUUUAUAUCUUUAGAAUGCACAGGCAAGCGAAAGAUGUGUGUGUUCAUGUCUCAUUGUUUCCUUGAAUAUUUUCCAUGGCACUAAGAAAUAAUCUAUGAUAUAGCUAGACAUAAUAUAGCAUGUCCUUUAGCAUAGAUGUUUGCUAUAUUUUCUUGCUAAUAAAGUCAUCAUGUUAGAUUGAGCAGAAUUGGCAUUGAUAUGCGACUGAUGAAUUGUCUAUCGGGUCAUUUAAGUUGCCCCAGAUGCAUAUCGAUCGUGUCUUAGCUAAAAGCUUUCAAUGAGCAUGUAGCGUACGUUGAUGCUGACAGUGUUAUCCUGUAAGCAGGAGCCUGAUGGGCGAGGCUGCUGCUCUACUGUAUUAUACAGUAUGUCAGGCUCAGCUGGUCUGCUGCUGGCUGAUAAGAUGUCCACUCCCUGCUGUUGUCACAGCCCUCCAGCUGCAAAAGGAAAAAAAAAAAACAAAAACAUGGCUGAAUCAAACCAAAAUUGGCUUUGGCUUGCACAGAGGAAGGAACUUUCACUCUUGAAUUGGGAGUCAACUCUUGCUGGUUGUUCCAUUUCUUCAUCAAUACGCCUGUAUACUGUAUGUGUAUAUGAUGACACAUUAUCACCUAUACGCCUGUAUAUGUGUAUAUGAUGACACAUUAUCACCUAUACGCCUGUAUGUGAUGAUACGUUAUCACCUAUAUGCCUGUAUAUGUGUAUAUGAUGACAUGUUAUCACCUAUGCGCCUGUAUAUGUGUAUAUUAGGACAUUUGUAUCACAAUGACGGUGAUAUCCGCUUCCUCGUGGGACAAAAAGGAGUUCCCAACUAACCAAAUUGCUUGUUUGUCUUAAAAAGAAAAUGCAUCUUAUUUCUAUCCUUCCUGAUUGUGAAUCCCAGUUCCAGGACAUGUUGCUGUUCCUUCAUCCAUUCAGUAGUUAGACGCAGAGGAGCACAUCAAGUCUGUAGACGCAUCAUGCUUGACAUUCCAUCAGCUAGAGAAUGGGGUUGUGGGGGGUGGGGGAUAAUCAGGACAAAUCCCUAAAGGGGAAAGCUCUCCUCAGACUAUAAUCAGUCACUCUGGAAUUUGGCUAUUUCCUCCAGACUGGCUGCAGCAAGUGUAACGCUAACAAACAAAAACAUGUACUGAUUCAAAACUCAACCCCUUCUGGAUGACGCUUUGCAUUGACCCCUCCCCCACUGAAGCACCGCUGAUAACAAUUAGACGUGUAUGCUGGAGAUACUGGCCCGUGUGGACCCUGACGAUGCCAAAGGGAGAUUACUUGAUGGACAAUCACUGGUUGGUCAGCACAUGUGGCCUUCUCGCGUACCGUCCCACCCCAUGGCGCCACCCAGUCCAAGUAGCAGCAGCAGCAGUAGCAGCAGCACGGCGGGCUGGGAGCAACUCAGCAAAACCAACUUGUACAUCAGAGGGUUGUCCCCAGCAACAACUGACCAUGACCUGGUCAGCCUCUGUCAGCCGUAUGGUAAAAUUGUAUCAACAAAGGCCAUCCUGGACAAGGCUACUAACAAAUGCAAAGGAUACGGCUUUGUGGACUUUGAUAGCCCCACUGCAGCUCAGAAAGCUGUUACUGCCCUGAAGACCAGCGGCGUUCAAGCUCAGAUGGCAAAGCAACAAGAACAAGAUCCCACCAACCUGUACAUCUCCAACCUUCCCCCGUCUAUGGAUGAGCAGGAGCUAGAGAACAUGCUCAAGAACUUUGGCCAAGUCGUAUCCACACGGAUUUUGAGGGAUUCCAGUGGAGCGAGCAGAGGAGUGGGUUUUGCCAGGAUGGAGUCGACAGAAAAAUGUGACACGGUCAUUUCUCACUUCAAUGGCAAGUUUAUGAAGACGCCUGCUGGUGUACCAGCACCAUCUGAACCUUUGCUUUGCAAGUUUGCUGACGGUGGACAGAAAAAGAGACAAAGCCAAAACAAAUUUGUUUCAAAUGGACGUGGCUGGCCAAGAAAUGCAAACACCAGACUGGCUGGAAUGGCACUCGCGUAUGAGCCCAGUGUAGCUGCCAUGCAAAAUGGAUUCUUCCCACCACCAGCAUACAGCGUUUCAAACAGGAUGAUUGCUCAGACGUCCAUGUCGCCGUACGUGUCUGCCGUUUCAGCAUACCAGGUGCAGAACCCAUCCUGGAUGCCUCAUCACCCUUACAUCAUGCAGCACCCUGGUGCCGUCAUAUCGCCCUCUAUGGAGCCGUCAUUGCCAGUGCAGCCCGCUUCCCUGAUGGCUCCCCUGACACAGCACAUGAAUCAGCUGUCUCUGGCCGGCGCAGGAGCGUUCAUGGCCGCCAACACGCCAGUUCCCGGUGCUUAUGUUCCUCAGUAUACACACGUGCAGACAGCGGCUGUACCUGGGGAAGAAAAUGCCCUGGCAUCACAGUUGGAUACAUCUGGCAACCCUUCAGCGUAUCCCUACCAUCAAAGCAAGUAGCAGCCAUCAGCGUUUGAAACCAGCACUGAAGCAAGGAACGCUACGCUAUUCAUUCUUCACUGUUGGAAUGGUUUUCAAAGAAUCCUUAUUCAAUGCGAGGAACGGCUUUUUAAAAAGUUUAUUUUCAUACGACAAAACUUGUAUUUCUUACCAAAGAUGACAGCAAAUACGUGAGAAAGACAUGCAUGGUGAUUUUAUUUGUUCUCUCCAGCCAGAUAUGGCAGAUAUGGCAAAGAGUGUGUUUGUGCUUGCUGUGCGAGUGUUGCCGUGGCAGUCUUUUGUGUUUUUUUUCCCAUCGUGCUUUAGAACAGGAGUUCUCAACGUUUUUGACGUUUUGGCACGAUUUUUUUCAAUGCAGAGUGGCCCGGAGCCCAUUAAAUAUUAUCACUGUAUAGAUUUAAUUGACCUCAAUUUAUUUUCAAUAAUAAAUCAAAUCCACUCACAGAUUAACAAGCUAAAACCAUAUGUUGCUUUUUCCUCCAUUUACAAAACCGUACUUGAUGAAGUCAGGAUUGUACUUACGUAAAAAUGUUGUCUUUUGGGAGGGACUGGCACCACUUUUGUCUUCAUUUUUUCAAAUUUUUAAAAACCGUAUCCAUUGCUAGUUGCAGUUGAAUGUCUUCUUCUGAUCUUCUGUGAGCUUGUUAAACAACUGACUGACACACUACCGCCACCAUGUGGUCGGAAGCUGCACUGUAACUGAACGUCUAAUGGAUAACAUGUAGUAGCACAGCGGCUAGCCUACCUCUGAUAACCGACUAAGCAGUCCAAUGGCCCUUGUGGCCCACUGGUGCAAAACUAAAGUUUUUUUCGGUCCUAUAGGUGGCGCUAGAGGCCCAAGUUUAGGCCGCGGCCUUAUGGUUAAGAAUCACUGCUUUAAAAGGACAUUAUAUUUAACUCCAGCUUGCUUUAAAGGAGAAGUACACUUUUUUUUACCCAUCAGCCACAAUCCUUAUGUGAGACAGGAACACUGGAACUCUUUUCUGUGCCUUCAAAAGAUAUCAAAAAGUCUAGAAAUCUUUCUUAAAAACCUCCAUAUGAAUGCAUAUGAAGCACAUUGUUGUUAUUCUUCUGAACAUUCAUUACACACCAGUACUACCUAGCCACAGGCUCGCGGCUAGCUUCAGCACACAGUGGCUCACCAUGGAACUGGCGCUAGCCUUACUUUCCAUGUUGCUAUAUUGACAUCCAUGCACACAGGAUGUAUGUUAUACUAAAUACUACAAUGUUAGCAUCAAUGUACUUGUUACUACAUCCUCACUGCAUGGAUAGAGAACCUUGGUGGAGGGUCUUGUAGUCCGAAUAGGUGUUAGCACCUUCAUGCUAAGUGUUUUGAUACCUUGGAGAAGGCACAGAAAAGGGUAAAAUGGUAAAAAAAAAAAAAAAAUGCACUUUCCUUGAAGACCACCAGCGAUUGUUUGGAAGAGCACAAAUGAGCUGAUGUUUUGGCUUCACCCCACUGACUAAUAGUAAAGUAGAUCAUUCCCUAUACGCUGACUAGGAUGGGAUAUUUAUUGAGAAAAAACAGCCUGGAUGUUUUUGGAGAUUGAAAAGUUUUGCUACAAGAUGUUUUGCUAACCUGCUAGCAUACGGUGGUGGUUCUGCAAAGAUGCUUUUUGUUUUGAUGACGGUGAGUCCUUGUCACCGUUAUUGUGCGAGGUGAGAGGAAGACGUGGAUGUGGAGCUGUGCGUUGCAUCGGCAAAGAUGAAGGAGCGCCGUGUAGAGUAUUUUCCAGUGACCUUGCAGCUAAUGACCUUCUUGACCAGCUGACCUUGGCCUUCUGUUGUUUCAGCCCAGAUAUCUACCUCAGUGUUUGGUUGUAGACCGACUUUGUGCAUCCGCCCAUUCCCUCCAGGUGUUUUUUUUUCAUGCAUACAUUUUGUACAGUGUGAUGUUUUCAUGGUUCUUGUAGUGGUGUCCAGCGGAUCUGUGUUGGUCUAAGAAAGAGUCCAUCAAGCAGCAGCGUUAGGGUGUUUAGUUACUGAAUUGAUGCUGAGGCUUUUGUGUCACGCCACGUGAUGUGGGUCAUAGAAGAAUUAACCAUCAUGUUGAAGAGGAGCGUACAGAGCUGAAGGCAGCUUCUCAUGUCUUCUUUCUUUGAUUAUGUUACAGACAAACUGGUUCCCUGUACAAUGCUGCCUCAGGUUUCUUCUUUCAUUUCAUUCUUCUGUUUUUUCAAUAAAAAAGGUGUUUCAAUCUGUAUGCUUGUGUUGU